Molecule: messenger RNA, 1538 nt
Organism: Pungitius pungitius (ninespine stickleback)
Lineage: Eukaryota; Metazoa; Chordata; Actinopteri; Perciformes; Gasterosteidae
Product: dual specificity protein phosphatase 8
Exons: 5
Coding region: 158-1222 (354 amino acids)
Biological process (GO): negative regulation of MAPK cascade; protein dephosphorylation
Cellular component (GO): cytoplasm
Molecular function (GO): MAP kinase tyrosine/serine/threonine phosphatase activity; protein tyrosine/threonine phosphatase activity; MAP kinase tyrosine phosphatase activity
Source: RefSeq, a predicted model, not a curated record
GUUGGACAUAGAUGUGGAUGAGCUCAUCGUUUGGAAGGCAGUCUGUGAGCGCGGCGCGUGAAGGCAGGAGGCAGCAGCCAGGACCGUUUGAUGAGCAGAAGGCAGCCGGCUGAGACCAUCCGACCUGGGACUGACACCUGCUCGGGACACGUUCAAUAUGGUGUGGUCCCGGGACACCGAGGCGGAGCGCCCCCCCCUGUCCCUCAUCCUCCCGCGGCUCUACCUCGGAGCGGAGCGCGACGUGACGCAGGACCGGCUCUCCUCUCUGGGGAUCUCCUAUGUGCUGAGUGUGAGCCGCUGCAGCCCCCAGCCCUCCUUUCUGCCCCCCUCCAGAUACUUCCGCGUCCCCAUUGAUGACUCCCUGUGGGACGACCUGCUGCCCUGGAUCCCACAGGCUCUGCACUUCAUCGAUGCAGCCAUGUCCUCUGGGGCCUCCGUGUUGGUUCACUGUGCAGCAGGGAUCUCUCGCUCCCCAGCUCUGGCUGUGGCCUACAUCAUGUACACACAGGGAAUGGACCUGGACCGCGCCUACAGGUUUGUGAAGGAGCGCCGGCCCUCCAUUUCCCCAAACUUCAACUUCCUGGGUCAGCUGCAGCUCUUCCAGGCCACCCUGGGCCAGAAGGCCUCUGGAGGCGACCUCCUGGCCCAGCCGCCGGAUGACGGACCGGCAUCCGUCAGCGGCGGCGCCGACCACGCGCACGUCAGGAGCCCUCGUGGCGACAGUGAGACGUGCUACCACACAGCACGCGCCACACAGCACAGACACUCGGGUGGAAACGGGGAGCGGCAGGUUUCAAGGAAGCUUCCGGCUCUUCGUCUGACUCUGAAUCCAAUCCCGCAGCAGGCACGGGCCCCAGGCCCCCGGGAGGCCAGCGCACCAGCAGCGAAGCCCGCCCACCCGCGGCUCCCCGCCGGCCCCGCUUCUCUCCUAGAGAAACGGAAAAGACUCUCCCUGCUUCUCCCCCCCGUGAACCUUACUCCCCCCGCCUCGGAGAGCAGCGGCCAGAGAGCACACAGUAACAGCGGCUGCCCCCGGCUGCAGAUGGCAGAGGACGCCAGCAGGGAGCACGGCCCCCCCCACAGCAAGUGCAGCCCAGCAGAGGGGAAGGGGCAGGGCCUUCUGUCGCCUUUCAGCAUCACCCUCAACAAGCUGCUGGGCUGGGGGGAGAGGGUACUGCUGGGAGGGGUGUGUGUCCAGCCUGCUCUGCCGUACAGGUGCUGAAGGGGGGGGGGGGGUCUUGCUGGUAUGAAGGAUGCUGGUUGUGUCUGUUUGUGUCUCUGCAUGUUUGUUAUAUUGAACCAAACCACACAAUGUGGUUCAUACAUACAGAUGGUCUUUUAUUUAUUUAUUACAGUCCUGAAUUUAACAACUAUACAUAUGAUACACAAUCAACCUCCACACAAUGCAUCUUGUUUAUUACAUUGACAGCUAGAUUCAGCUUAUCGUAACAUGUGUAAGAUUUCCUUAUUUAUCAACAUUUGUGGCACAACGGCCUGAAAUGUGUUUACUGAUGAUUAAAGAUGCCACUUCCACCCUG